Molecule: messenger RNA, 1353 nt
Organism: Oncorhynchus gorbuscha (pink salmon)
Lineage: Eukaryota; Metazoa; Chordata; Actinopteri; Salmoniformes; Salmonidae
Product: afadin- and alpha-actinin-binding protein-like
Exons: 11
Coding region: 229-1233 (334 amino acids)
Source: RefSeq, a predicted model, not a curated record
GACGAGCACAGAGAGACAGGGCCCUCCCUUUGGGAGCAACUGGUUGAGAGAAAUCAGCACGUUGCCAGACUACAGGAUGCACUGAGACGCGAGAGAGAGAAGGGUUCCAGCCUGCAGUGUCGGUGUAAUCAGCAGGGGUCAGAGUUGAGGCGUAGAGAGCAGCACAGCGCCAGACUUAAGGAGAGACUAACCCAACUUGCAGAGAGACACAGAGAGAGAGGCGCCUCCAUGGAACUGUUGAACCCGGUGCCCAGAGGUCAGGUGAAGAGGGACAGACCAGCCAGGACCAACGGAAGGAAGGAGGAGGCAGCGCUACGUGUGAUGCUGGAGCGGCGAGAGGCGGAGUUGAGGGAGGCCAUGAAGCUCCGACACAAACUCACCACGCUACUGCACGCGCUCAGAGCAGACAUGGAACGGACCCUAUUGGACACUGUGGGUGACCAGGAAGAGGACCCAGACAGCGCCAAGAUGCUGGUCCAGUCAGAGGAGUCCCUGGGCGAACAUGUGACAGGGGGUGUGUUCCAGGGAUGGAAGUGUGUGCAGAGGAGACUAGGGGACCUCCUGAGUCAGGGUCACGUGGCUGUGGGGACUGACCAGGAUAAGCUCUUGGCCCAGCUAGAGACAGAGUUGGAUCAGAGUCAACAGUUGGUCAAACUGCAGCAGCAUCUACUACAGGACAGUGUGAUCACUCCGGUCCCGGCCGCUCUGACAGACUGCUACUUCCUGGAAGAGUGGGAGCGGCUUCAGGACAGCUGGGCGGAGCUAGAACACCAGAAGCGGAGCUUCCAUAGGGAGAGACGGGCCUUCACCGACGCCGCCAUCCGAUUGGGCCACGAGAGACGUGAGUUUGAGCAGCAGAGGGCCUGUGUGGUGAAGCAGCAGUAUCUGUUUGACUCUCCGUUGGGGAGGACGUUGCAGCGUCACAACAGGAGAGAGAGCACCGUCCUCAAUCUCUCAGAUUCUGAUCACAUGAUCUUGUCCGGCUGUCGGCCGGCCACGCCCUCCUCUGCCGAGUCUGGGAUCAUACCCUGGUUAGAGUCAUCGGGGUCUCUGCAGGUUCAUGGCAAGGUCAAAGUUCACACGCCCAGCACCCCAGAGCUCUACUCUGCCCUCCAACUGCCCUACAGCUGCAGGUCCAGUGAGAGUGAUGUCCAGUCAGAGUGCUGGGAUGUGGGGGCAGAGAGGCUCCAGUUCGCCCCCCCUGGUCCUCACCUGGACGGGUCAUUUCAGUAGUAUUGCUGUUUUAUAUGUCGUUUCCAUUGUCUGUUUCAGUUGUAUGUUGUUCCUUUUGUCGUUUCUAUUGUGUUUUAUCAAAUCGUUUUUCAAUGUGAUUAAUAAAGAUUAUUUGUUUGA